AUGAAAAAACUAAUUUCUUUAGUGUUUAUUAUAGAAAUAGUCUCAGGCUUAGAAUACUGUUAAUGUUCCAAUUUUACUCAACCUCAAUAUUGUUAAUAAUAUUAAGGGUGCAAUUGGAAUGGAAAAAAUUGUUAUCAGCCUAAUUGUACCGAUAUAGCUAUUUAAUCGAAUUGUAUUGUUCCUUAAUGCGCUUGGUAUUUGAAUAAAUGUCAUGAUGGAUAAUAGUGUAAUUAUUAUACAGAUAAACAAAUUUGCAAUCAAAUAUUUGGAUGUACCGCAAAUGAUGGAUAUUGUCUUCCCUAUGAGGACUGCAAUUAUGCGACAUAAGACAAAUGUAAUGGAAUCACUCCUACAGGAAUAUAAUGUUUUUGGAAUUCAUAAACUUAGAGCUGUCUUAAAUUUUAAACUUGCAAUAGAUUAUCUUUGGAUAAUGAUGAUUGCAAUUCUAUACCCUAUUGUAUUUAAAAGAAGAAAUAAUGUGAGAGUUUGAGUAACUUGAAAUGUUCUGAUAUGGAAAGUUAAUAUGAAUGCAAAAGAAUGGCAUCUUAUGAAUGUUCAUGGAUAAAUGGAAAUUGUUAGUAUAUUGCCUGUUCUACUUACACGACUCCCUCAUCUUGUAGUUUAAAUUCUUGCUUUUGGAAUGGAUCAUCUUGCAUGUAUUGUCCAGUUGAUAACUCUUAUGGAAAUUUAUUAAUCGCUUUAAAUCUCUUUAUUUCAGUAGUAUUAUUCUGA
Molecule: messenger RNA, 732 nt
Organism: Paramecium tetraurelia
Lineage: Eukaryota; Ciliophora; Oligohymenophorea; Peniculida; Parameciidae
Exons: 3
Source: RefSeq, a predicted model, not a curated record